Molecule: messenger RNA, 4680 nt
Organism: Hipposideros armiger (great roundleaf bat)
Lineage: Eukaryota; Metazoa; Chordata; Mammalia; Chiroptera; Hipposideridae
Gene: FAM110A
Product: family with sequence similarity 110 member A
Exons: 2
Coding region: 3210-4097 (295 amino acids)
Source: RefSeq, a predicted model, not a curated record
AAGGCGGGGACAGGCCAGGGGCUCACCUUUCAGCUUGGAUGAGACCGCUGAAGCCGUGCUGUCAGCCCCCUCAUUUAAGGGCCAGGCCAACCCGGGCUCAGAGAGGGGCGGUGAGAGGCUAGAGCUACACAGCGCGCGGCUUCCGCCGCUGGGAUUCCCCAAGAUUGCUCCGAAGUGGGGAAGGGCAGAAGCUAGAACGGGAAUCCGAGCUGCCCGCACUCCCUGUCUGCAGCCUCUGAUGCUGCCUCCCGGGAAGCCGGCGGGGACGGGGUAAGAUGGGGCUGCAUGCCCCGGGAAUGCCAACAAGAAGGGCCCGGGGCCAGCGCGUUUGGGGCCAUUUAUGGGUAACGUUUGAAAUUCGUGGGCGCUGGAUGAUGAGAGGAGGCCCCAGAGAUUCAUAGAGAACGAACCCCAUCGAGGGACCGGGACCCUGGCUUCAACUCGCAGGAUCCGCCACACCUCCGUUUGUCCACCUGUGAAAUAGGGCUUGUUUAGAUCAGCUCCCUGAUUAGCCUCUGUCAUAUGCCUCCUUUGUUUGUUGUCCCAUCCCAGACAGACCCUUCCGGAUCUUGUUUAGAGACCCCUGCGAGGGGGGCGGUCUGCGGAGUUGGGUCAAAGUCCUAAGAAAAACGAGGAGCCCUGUUCUUGGAGCAUCGCCUUUUUGCCAGAUAAGAAACGGAGUCUGUGAAAGGCGAGGCUGCUUGCAGGAGGCGCACAGCGGACAGGUGGGCGAGCCCCAGGCAGGCAGGCGGGCCAGUGGCCUCAAAGCCCGGCACCGCUCCUCACAUCUGACCCUGGGGUCAGCAGGUCAGGCCAGAGGGGGAAUGCCCUCCCCCCCAGCAGGUGGCGCGCGGGGCUUUUGCCUUCCUCCCUGUUUCCCCGAUGGUGGCCCAGAGGGAACCACCGCCAUCGACGGGUUGGACUGGUUUGGGAGGUGGCAGCCCGGGGGUGGGGCAGAAUCUAGCUACCUCUACAGGGCUAGCAAGGCUGCCUUUCCUGUCAGACCCUUCCCUCCCGAGGUCUUCUGGGGGUCGUCCCUGAGUGGAGUAGCCUUCCUUUCACGCCUACUCCAUCCCUUCUACCUGGGGAGCAACUCUGGCUCUUGGCCAAAAGCCCCCCCCCCCCCAGUAUGUGUUCUCAACUUGCCAUUGCCGCGGAGGUUUCAAACUGGGGCUGGGGGCCAGAUGGAGAGGCGGAGGUGGCAGGUAUUUUUGCAAAUAUGUUUGUCCCCUCCGUGCAAUGUUGUUGUUGUUUUUUUUAAUUACUAUUAUUGACUAUGCUAACAUUUUAGAAUCUGGAGUUUUCCUGCACUUCUGGAUUUCCAGCUUCCUAGAAUAUUCUGCACUUACCACCUUGGACCCAUUGCCUACAGUAGGCUGGGUGUGCCCCUCUCCAGUUUCUCCCAGGUCUGCCCAUUCACAUUUGGCCCCCAUAGGCAUUUCAAAUCAAUAAAAGUUUAUUGAAUACCUAUUACGCGUCGAGAGCAAUACCUUGAAACUGAGAUACAGUGAACAAAACAGACUCCACCACCCCUGCCCUCAUGGAGGAGUGGGAACAACAAAGAGUAACGCUAUAUACAUAAUAGAUGAGUGAAUUAGGCUUAUAUGAGCUUGUGUCUCAUUUAUCUGCUCUGGGACCUAGGUUGGUCAUUUCUUUGAGCCUCAGCUUCUCCAUCUGUGAAAUGAGGUGACAGUGACCUAUCUCACAGGCUUGUUGGAGGAUUACAGGAGAGGAUGGUGUCAAAUGUCUAGCACACUGGAGAUCCCUGCCUUCCCAACCCAAUCCACAUUCCCCCUGGAACUGUGGAUGUCUGGGUGGGACUGUCCAAUAUAGCUUUCUGUUUAUGGAUGGAAAUGCUCUAAUUUGUGCUGUUUAUUGUAGUGACCACUAUCCACAUGUGGCUACUGAGCACUUGAAAUGUGGCUAGUGUGAUUCAGUAACUCAAUUGUAAGUUUUUAUUUAAUUUACACUUAAAGCUAAGGUUGUGGCUAGUGGCUAUUGAUUUGGACAACACAACUCUAGAUGGCCUGAACUACAAGUCAGCUUGGGGAUCACCUAGACAAAGUCCUCCUCCCCCAGUUAACAGAUGAGAAAGUUUGGGACUUGGUCUACAGGUUGUCUUCUGGUCCAUCUCCAGGGAGGCUGCAGGGGCACUUUGUGGACCCAGCCCUUCUUUGGAAGAAAAGACAAGGGUGCCUCGAUGCCUUGGUUACCAGGCCCUGAUGCCUAGGUGUGGGCCCUCCCUGCCUAUGGGUGCCCAUGCUAUGGCUGCUGGCAGAUCAAGAGUCUGCUGGAUGCCCCCCAAGCAGGGCUAUAUGAUCUUGGGUAUUUUUGGCUACUCUUGGAGCAGCAUAGCUUAGGGCUGACGUUUUCCUGUGACAGGCACACAUGGGUCACCAUGGGCCUGGCAUUGGAGUCCCAGACUGGAAGCUGAUGGUGCCUGGACUCCACUGGAGCGGGGGUGGUGAUUUUCUAUACUCCUUUCCCACAAGCUCUGCUGCUGUGCCUGGGGCCUGGCAUGUCUAGGCGGGUGGAUGGCACAGGGCAGCUUCCUGCCUGGGUGGGUGAGGGUUGGAGGUGGUACCAUGCUCCCUGUGGGUAGUAGAGGUGGGGGUGGUGCCCUUUCUCUUGGUCACCUAACCCCAAGACCCCUGAGUCAGCAUCUUGCUUGGAGGCAAGGAGCAGAGCCACCAACUUGCUGAAUUAGCUUAAUCAAGUUGGUUGCCUCCCUGGGCUUCAGUUUCCCCAUCUGCAAAACGGAGCUGUUAAGAGGACCCACUGAGGUUGAGUCAGCUCGUACGCAGCACACAGCUCGGAGCCCACUUUGCUUCCUUUAAAAUGUGCCUUGCCCUUUCUUUUCUGCUCAGGCUGCCCAUGUUUUUUUCUUUUGCACCUUUUUUUCUCUGCAUUAGCUGUGCCGGGUCCUGGGAGGAGGGCAGUAGUGUGGGCAGAGCCAGAAGCACUUCAGCUGGUGCUUUCUGUCUUCUGAUUGGCUCCCUGUGAAUCAGGGGCGUGGCAUUUACUUUUAAUAGGAAAGGCGUCUCAGCCUCUUCCAAUCUUUGCUGAGCCUUUGUCUGAGCUGCUCAGCCACUCUUUCUUUCCCCCCCUGCAGCGGUUGCCGGCGUCCAGCUGCCAACUUUCUGCCUGGAUCUCUGUCUCCUCACUUCUCCGAUCUCCUCAUACAGAAGCAGUUGGGGUAUGUAAUAGCCAUGCCUGUGGACACGAUGUCUCCCGGAACCCGUGACACCCCCGCCCUACCUUUCCGCCUGCGGACUAAGGUCCCCGGCUACCUGCUACGGCGGCCAGCAGAUGGUGGAGCCCGGAAACCUAGUGCUGUGGAGCGCCUGGAGGCAGACAAGGCCAAGUACGUCAAGAGCCUGCAUGUGGCCAACACCCGCCAGGAACCUGUGCAGCCCCUGCUGUCCAAACAGCCACUCUUCAGCCCUGGGACUCGCCGCACAGUGCUCACUUCUAGCCGUCGAGCCCUGCCUGGCCCUGGCCGCCGACCCCAGCUGGACCUGGACAUCCUUAGCAGCCUCAUCGACUUGUGUGAUACUCCAGUGUCCCCCGCCGAGGCCAGCCGUACCCCUGGACGGGCAGAGGGAGCCCGUCAGGACCCCCCAGCCACUCCCCCACGCCCGCCGCCCAGUACGACUGCGGUCCGCCGAGUGGAUGUCCGUCCCCUGCCGGCCUCACCUGCCCAGCCCUGCCCCUCACCAGGCACUCCAGCCGCCUCCAGCCCUGCCCGGCCCCCGGGUUUGCAGCGCUCCAAGUCGGACCUGAGUGAGCGCUUCUCGCGGGCAGCUGCCGACCUGGAGCGGUUUUUUAACUUCUGUGGCUUGGACCCAGAGGAGGCACGGGGGUUGGGUGUGGCCCACCUGGCACGGGCCAGCUCAGACAUCGUGUCCCUGGCGGGGCCUAGUGCUGAGCCAGACAGCUCCGAAGGGGGCUGCUCCCGCCGCAGCUCCACCACUGUUGAGGAGCGGGCCCGGGAGCGCGUCCCCUAUGGCGUGUCGGUGGUGGAGCGCAACGCCCGAGUGAUCAAGUGGCUGUAUGGGUUGCGGCAAGCGCGGGAGACCCCCGCGGCUGAGGGCUAGGCCUCCACUGGACUGGGCAUUCGUUCCAGGGCAGAUCUUAGAGAGGCAAUUGGUCCCUUGACCCCUUCUGCAUCCAUUCCCUGGUUUGGAGCGGACCAGAGGCUGCCUGCUGCCUUGUGUGAACUAGGUAUGGAGGCAAAGGCUGGACCAGCGUCCAUCUGGCAAGGACUGACCCUGGAGAGAGUUAGUUACCUCCUGACCUUGGACCACUCCCUAUUCCUCACAUGUAGGGGUUUUGACAUGAGUGUACCUCUGCUGGGUUCCUCUCGUGGGUUUGGGGCACUUAGCUCCCCCCACUGAGAAUGAGCCAGGGAUCUUACCAGGCCUGUCUACCCAGUGGCUCUGUUUCUUUCUCCCUUCCUUGGCCUCUGUCUUUUGCUGACUUCCUCUUCCUUACUCACUGGGCUCUGGAUCUCUGGCAAUUCACCCUGGGGUGGGGGAAGGGAAGAGUGGUGUAUCCACUCUUCUUCUCAGGCUUUGGCAACCUGGCCUAGGUGGGGAGACUACAGUAGGGACUGGUGGGAGUUUGCACUGCUCUGACUUCCCUCCCUUUGGUUAAUAAAUACAAAUGCUUGUUUUUCAA